This is a messenger RNA of Hymenoscyphus albidus, 1704 nucleotides long. Lineage: Eukaryota; Fungi; Ascomycota; Leotiomycetes; Helotiales; Helotiaceae. The record is from the annotation of a GenBank genome assembly.
CUCGACCGAUCUAACAGUAAUCUACUCAACACCAUACCUUCCUUUUUCCCGCCCGCCAGCCAGCCAGUCAAACCCACCCAUUUCACUUCUUGCCCUACUGGUGGCCCAACGAUACCUGUCCUAACUUCAUCCUCCGCAUUGAUUGAUUUGGUGUACUUAGUACUUCCAGCAGGACUGCGACAAUGGCACAAAUACGCGGAACGGCAGGCUAUAAUCUGGGCGGCCAGAACAACUUUGGAGGUCCCAGCAUGGGAGACAAAGGGAGCGACCCAAGUCCGCUUGAUGCGAUUCGAGAGCAGACCAGCAAGAUUGAAGAUUUCCUGGACACAUUCAGUGAUCCUGUGAAGCCGUACGUCCCUCCCUAUGCUGUGCUAUGGCAAACAAGCACCAGAAGCUUCCCGGAUGCAGGCAAGGACAGCUCAUAGCUCCAGGGCGCCUUUCAUGAUCUGCGAUUGUCUUAUGCCUGGUAAAAACAGUGUACUGAUAUUCCUGUGCUCUUAGAUACCUACCAGCAAUUGGGCGAUUUCUCAUAGUUGUCACUUUCUUGGAGGACGCGGUCCGAAUCAUUACCCAAUGGAACGAUCAGUUAUUGUACCUCCAUGAUUGGCGAAAGAGUAAGCAUAAUUGCCUGUCUAUUUUUACUUUAUAGGGAAAACUAAUAUUUUGGUGCUGGCAGUUCCAUCUGGUCUCACCCAUUUGUUCCUGAUCAUCAACGUCAUCGCUAUGCUCUCUUGCUCAUCCCUUGUUAUCGCUCGAAGAUACUCCGACUACGCUGUUGGUGGACUUAUUGGAGUUGUUGUGACACAAGCUUUGGGAUACGGAUUGAUCUUUGAUCUUAACUUCUUCCUACGCAACUUGUCAGUGAUGGGUGGUUUAUUAAUGGUUCUCUCCGAUUCAUGGGUACGGAAAUCAAAGGCCUUUGCUGGAUUGCCAUCCAUUGAUGAGAAGGAUCGCAAGAUGUACUUCCAGCUUGCUGGACGUGUCCUCUUGAUCUUUCUCUUUGUUGGCUUUGUUUUCAGCGGUGAAUGGAGCAUCUGGAGAGUAAUUGUUGCUGCCUUUGGUUUUGUGGCAUGUGUUAUGGUUGUCGUUGGUUUCAAGGCAAAGUUCAGUGCUAUCAUGCUUGUCCUUAUCUUGAGCGUCUUCAACAUAUUGGUUAACAACUUCUGGACUGUAAGCACACCCUAUCCCAAAAAUCAAAUUCCCAAACUAAUAAUCCUGUAGCUCCAUGAGCACCAUCCACACAAGGAUUUCGCAAAGUACGAUUUCUUCCAGAUCCUUUCCAUCGUAGGAGGACUUCUCCUUCUCGUAAACAGCGGGCCAGGAAAAUACAGUAUCGAUGAGAAGAAGAAGGUCUACUAAGUAAUGAGGCGAAUGAGACAUGAAGGGAGAGAUUUACUUGGCCACUCUAGGAGGAAAAGGAGUAGCGAAACCUUUUUAGGAAAGCAAAGCAAGCAAGUAAAACGAAAACUACUGGAGGGGGUUUCCCGCAUUGGGUGGAGUUCAAUCAUGAUCAAGCAAUAAGGAAAAAGGGAAAGGACGUCUGUCUCUGUCUUUAAUUUUUUUUCUACUGCAGAAAAGAAUAUACUGGAGAGACUUUUUGAUUUGUGUUUUUCUUCUCCUUUCCGGAAUCUGGGCGGCUUCCUCGAAGGCAUUAGCAUCUUACGUCUCUCUAUUUCAAACAUGUAAAAUUUUUCAACUGCGAAA